Messenger RNA from Helianthus annuus (common sunflower), 1073 nucleotides. Its product is annotated as agamous-like MADS-box protein MADS4. Gene Ontology annotation, molecular function: protein dimerization activity; RNA polymerase II cis-regulatory region sequence-specific DNA binding; DNA-binding transcription factor activity, RNA polymerase II-specific. The record is from RefSeq and is a predicted model, not a curated record. Gene Ontology annotation, cellular component: nucleus. The coding region runs from base 177 to 935 and encodes 252 amino acids. NCBI's taxonomy places the organism in Eukaryota, Viridiplantae, Streptophyta, Magnoliopsida, Asterales, Asteraceae. Gene Ontology annotation, biological process: positive regulation of transcription by RNA polymerase II. The transcript has 8 exons.
AUAAUACACAAACAAACACACUUACUUACACAUAUGUCUGUAUCUAUAUAUGUAAUAAGCAUAAACAUAUAAGGAGCAAUACAAGGUAGCAAAAUCCACAAACCUCAAACUCCAAAUCACCAUACAAUACAAAUUCUCUCUUCAUGUAAAACCAAACCGAACCGAACCGAUCGAAAAUGGGGAGAGGUAGAGUCGAACUAAAGCGAAUCGAAAACAAAAUCAACCGACAAGUAACCUUCGCUAAACGAAGAAACGGACUGCUGAAAAAAGCGUACGAGUUAUCCGUGUUGUGUGAUGCUGAAGUUGCGUUGAUCAUCUUCUCUAAUAGAGGAAAAUUGUAUGAAUUUUGCAGCAGCUCAAGCAGCAUGCUAAAGACUCUUGAGAGGUAUAAAAAAUGCAACUAUGGAGCGCCUGAGAUCAAUGUAUCUGCUAGGGAGGCACUGGAGUUAAGUAGUCAGCAGGAGUAUUUAAAACUUAAAGCACGUUAUGAGGAGCUACAACGAUCCCAAAGAAAUCUUCUUGGGGAAGAUCUUGGGCCUUUGAGCUGCAAGGAACUGGAGUCACUAGAAAGGCAACUCGAUACAUCUCUAAAGCAGAUCAGAUCAGCACGGACCCAGUCCAUGUUGGAUACACUUACAGAUCUUCAGAAAAAGGAGUAUGCACUAAAUGAAGCAAAUAGAACCUUGAAACAAAGGUAUUUGCAGUUGAUGGAAGGACAUCAAGUAAGCACACUCCAUUGGCAUCCACAUGCUCAACUCGAAAUCGGAUAUGACCGACAACAUGAACCUCAACAUCAAACUGGUGAAGCCUUCUUUCACCCACUCGACUGCGGGCCCACUUUACAAAUGGGGUACCAAACGGAUCCAUUGACGGCAGCAGCGAAUGAAGCAGGGCCCAGUUCCAAUAAUAAUUACAUGUCCAUAUGGUAUCAGUGAUCAUAAUAAUAAUAAUUUAGCAAUAUAUUACUUUGUGAGAUUGAAGAUCUUGUUUUACUCAUAAACAGCCAAUGUGUGCUUAACCAUUAUUGCAACUCUUACUUUUGAACAUAUAUAGGAUUUAUAUAUUAUAAUUAA